Molecule: messenger RNA, 156 nt
Organism: Haemonchus placei
Lineage: Eukaryota; Metazoa; Nematoda; Chromadorea; Rhabditida; Trichostrongylidae
Source: the annotation of a GenBank genome assembly
AUGACCUUGCCGGUAUGGAUAAUCCCUGCUGGUUGUCAAAGCCAGAUCACUCUGGUUCAAUGUCGGGGCGCAAAAUCACAUGUUUACGACAUGUAUACUGGUCAAGGUGUUGUAUCCAGUGUUUGUAUACUGCGAUCUAUUGAAACUAUCCUUUGA